UUACAUUAAUAUCGUUUUUUUCUUUUAUGUGUGUGCAUCAUUCCCCCCAGUCUCUUCCUCAAACUCAUCAUCAUUGCUCCGCCCCAUCCUUUCAUUUUCAUCCCGCUCUCUUGUCUCUAGAAGAGCGCAUCUUCUGCUGCGUUCCUCAAUCCUUUGGCUCUACUAAACAUCAGUUUAAAUCAACACAUUCAUUGAUUGAAACCCUGUGCUACACACUUCAUAACAACUGCCCAGAGGACAAUUCUAAAAAAAAAGACGGAGUCAUAGAGUGCUUGUGAUCAGAUGUCUUCAUUAGAUACAAGGGGAGCAACAGCUCCUUCGGACCAGACUGUGUCAAGUCCAUCCAAUGGUUUAACAGCAGAAAGCACUGUGGGUGAUAGCCUCCAAUCUAGAAACGAUCCUGGAACGCAACUCUCCUCACGCACUAUAAAUCAGAAUCAGGGUACGCAGAGAGAAGGAAAUAAUACCUCGAAUACAGAAAACAACGAUGAUCAACCUUGCCAAUCUUGUGGAGCUUUUCCAGCUAAGUUUCAGUGCUCAGCUUGCCAAAGUGUACGAUAUUGCUCUCAGGAAUGUCAAGCUGAGGAUUGGGGGAUACAUUAUCGAGAAUGCGCAGAGAUCCUUGCAGCAAUGAAGCAGGAGGAGGAACAAGGACGGCAAAGGAGUGAUGAAGAGAGACAAGACGUAGAAGGCGGGAAUUCAGGAUCUAGGGAUCGGAUAAGAUCACGUCUACCACCAUCAGGUGGCAAUGUCUUGGGGGAAGAGGCAGAAAAUGUUAGGGCAGUUGCGAACCAACCUCGAAGGCGACCACGAGAGCCACGAAGACGACCUCAACUCACCCCAGAACAACGGGCAGCAUACGAGGAGGCCGAAAGGAUUGCAGAUAUGAAGUUUUACAUGUUACAAAUCUACAAGAUUAUUAAACCUGUUGUCGUUUGUAUUUGUCUGAGUAUUCUUUGGGUCAAGAUUUCUAUGGCAGGAAGCGAUUACAGGCCAACACAAUCUUCAUAUACAGUAUACAGAGAAUCUCCAACCUCAACUCCAUCUCAAAACUUUUUGGGAUCAUUGGCGAAUGCUGGAAUCAUCAUUGGCCAAAUCGUUGUUGUCACUAUUAUUAUUGUAAUCCUAUUCAAACGUGGGCAUAUCAAGGUUCUCAUUGGAUUCUUCAUGAUCGUAGUCGCCAUGCUCCUUGGCUUCAUGGGUUAUAUUUUAAUACUGAAUUUGAUCCAGGUCCUCAGGAUCCCACUUGACUAUUUAACUAUGUCAUUCGCAUUAUGGAACUUUGCAGUUACGGGAUUGCUAUCUGUUUUCUGGAAAGGACCUAUGUGGCUUCAGCAAGUCUAUCUCACUAUCAUGAGCAGCUUAAUGGCAUUUUCAUUGACAGGCCUUGCUGAGUGGACCACGUGGAUGUUGUUGGCUUUACUGGUUGUCUGGGACCUUAUCGCUGUGCUCUGCCCAUUUGGUCCACUGAAAAUCUUGGUAGAGAGUUCAAGAAAUCAAAAUCAAGAAGUCCCUGCAUUACUCUACACCGUCAAUGCCGUUUGGUUCAUGGCUUCGCCACCCAACAGUGUACUAGAUCGUGAGGCAAAUCGAGUCAAAGAACUUAAUGAGACAAUGGGCGCAUCAUUUGAAAGAGAUAGCAACACUAGCAGCAGUACUGUAUAUAGUGGUGGACAUUCACGUGCAGCAGGCAGAGAAGGUGGUGCAAGUAUUAGUAGCAGCCACACAAGUGGUCCGGAUCCCAUGUUCAAUAUUGGAAGUAGUCGUAUAUCGCGCACCUCGUCCACCAUAGCGCUAGUCCCGAAUACAGCCGCAGCUCCAGGCGAUAGCAACAAUUUUGAGAUGCGAGAACGGACACGCUCAGGGGGAUCAUCCACAAGCCCUCUUAUAGGGCUCAAUGACUCGGCUGGAAAUGGAGCAGGCUCGGUUCCUAGGCAGCCACCUUCGGCAAGACAACGAGGUGAUGAGCGGGAUGUUGGAUCUAGAAAUCAGGCACAGGAUGAGCAUGAAGAGGAUGGUGAUGACGAUGAUGAUGGAGGCUUGAAAUUAGGAUUGGGAGAUUUCGUAUUCUACAGCGUAUUGAUCGCUCGUGCAGCCAUGUUUGACUGGGUUACGACCAUGUGCUGCACAGUUGCAGUUCUGACGGGAAUGAACGCGACUAUCUUCUUGUUGGCGAUUUAUCAAAAGGCUUUACCUGCACUCCCCAUUUCUAUUUGCUUCGGCAUGCUAUUUUAUUUUGCUACACGUUUUGCACUGGUGCCUUUCCUGGCAGCAAUAGGUCCCAGUCAAGUGUUUAUCUAGAGAGAGCGACAUGUCUUUUCAUUAUCUGUA
Molecule: messenger RNA, 2331 nt
Organism: Lobosporangium transversale
Lineage: Eukaryota; Fungi; Mortierellomycota; Mortierellomycetes; Mortierellales; Mortierellaceae
Product: Presenilin-domain-containing protein
Exons: 7
Coding region: 283-2301 (672 amino acids)
Biological process (GO): protein processing
Cellular component (GO): membrane; nucleus
Molecular function (GO): aspartic endopeptidase activity, intramembrane cleaving
Source: RefSeq, a predicted model, not a curated record